Messenger RNA from Solea senegalensis (Senegalese sole), 3289 nucleotides. Its product is annotated as beta,beta-carotene 9',10'-oxygenase-like. Lineage: Eukaryota; Metazoa; Chordata; Actinopteri; Pleuronectiformes; Soleidae. The record is from RefSeq and is a predicted model, not a curated record. Gene Ontology annotation, biological process: carotene catabolic process; retinal metabolic process. The transcript has 12 exons. Gene Ontology annotation, molecular function: carotenoid dioxygenase activity; beta-carotene 15,15'-dioxygenase activity. Gene Ontology annotation, cellular component: mitochondrion. The coding region runs from base 44 to 1705 and encodes 553 amino acids.
CUCCGACACAUCAGCUGCAAACUACUGAGACGAAGCUACAGCCAUGACCUCCAUCAUCAACACCACAGCGCUUAACAAAUCCAAGUCGAGGCAGAACAUCCACCAUUUCACAGACGUGCAUGGUCUGCCUUGCAUCGAGAAGAUCGUGAGCUCAGUGGAGGAAAUGCCUGAGUCCAUCAGCACCAACAUCACCGGCACCAUCCCACAGUGGAUCAACGGGAGCUUCUUGAGAAAUGGACCGGGAAAGUUUGAGAUCGGGGAUCACAGGUUCAACCACUGGUUUGACGGCAUGGCUCUCCUCCACCAGUUCAAAAUAUGCAGCGGUCAGGUGACGUACAAAAGCCGCUUCCUGUCCAGUGACAGCUACCAGGCCAACAAGGAGGGCAACCGCAUUGCAGUGUCCGAGUUUGGGACGGUCAACGUGCCAGACCCCUGUAAAAACUUCUUCCUGCGCUUCCUGUCGAGAUUUGAAAUGCCGAAGCCCUCAGAUAAUGCCAAUGUGAGCUUUGUGACCUACAAAGGGGAUUAUUAUGUCAGCACAGAAACCAACGUCAUGCACAAGGUGGAUCCUGAGACGCUGGAGACGAUCGGAAAGGUGAACUGGAGCAAAUUCAUUGCUGUGAACGGAGCCACUGCACAUCCUCACACUGAGCCGGACGGAACGACAUACAACAUGGGAAAUUCCUACACCGUCAAAGGAGCGUACUACAACAUCAUCCGCGUGCCUCCAACCAAGAAAAAGGCCGAGGAGACACUGGAGGGAACCACCGUGCUGUGUUCCAUUCCCUCAGUGGACAAGAGUAAACCUUCAUACUAUCACAGCUUUGCCAUGUCUGAGAACUACGUGGUGUUUAUCGAGCAGCCCAUUAAGAUGGACCUGGUAAAGAUUGUCACGGGGAAGAUGACGGGGAAAAGCAUCAGCGAUGGCUUUUCCUGGGACCCAACCCUCAACACCAUCUUCCACUUGAUUCACAAGAAGACAGGAAAGGUCAGCUCCGUCAAGUAUUUGGCCAAACCACUGUCAACCUUCCACCAGAUCAACGCGUACGAGGAGGACGGCUUCUUGAUCCUGGACAUGUGCGCUUCAGACGAUGGACAGGUCAUCGCGAACUACAACAUCCAGAACCUGCGGAAGUCUGGAGAGGCACUUGAUGAGGUGUACAACACCAUAUGCAGAGCGUUCCCGCGGCGCUUCGUGCUGCCCCUGAAGGUGGACCAUGACACGCCCCAUUACCAGAACCUGAACACCCGCAAACACAGCAUGGCCACUUGUAUCAGAACUGAGAGGAACAAGGUGGUGUGUACCCACGAGGACCUUCACGGAGACGAGCUUCAUGAGUACGGAGGUUUGGAGUUCCCUCAGAUCAACUACGGUCAAUACAACACUCGGCCCUACCGCUACUUCUAUGGCUGUGGCUUCAGACACCUGGUGGGAGACACGCUCAUCAAGAUGGACCUGCACGGGAAACACAUGAAGGUGUGGGAGAAACCUGGUCUCUAUCCCUCUGAGCCAAUCUUCGUACCCGCCCCUCAUGCCACAGAGGAGGACGACGGCGUCGUCCUGUCUGUCGUCAUCACUCCAAACAAGGACAAGAGUACAUUCCUCCUGGUUUUGGAUGCCAAGACGUUUGAGGAGCUGGGCCGAGCUUCGGUGCCUGUCAACAUCCCCUACGGUUUCCAUGGGACAUUCAAUGCUUCUGCAUGAACACAUGACAGGAUGAAAGAUGAUGGAAACGCUUCUCAUGCAAAGUGAAUAUUUGCCUUUUGUUUAUAAGUUGUGUGUUUGUCUAGUUUGGAGUGUUUAAAUCUCUAUACUGGCAUAGUUUGCUUCGAUGGAAAUGUGAAAAAGAAGAGAUAAUUGUUGUUUGUAGAUAUAAUAGCUAUUAAAUGAAGGUGUUAUACUGAUGUUGCACUGUGACACAUAUUUACAUUUACUUAUUUAGCACAUGCUUUUGUCCAAAGGUGAGUUCCCACUGAGGGGAAACACUUGAAGUGUAAGAACACAAAGAGUACAAGGUCUGCUCAGUAAAUUAACAGUAUCUUGUAAAGGGGUGUGGCAAAAAAAAUUAUCUUCAAAAGGUGUAUGAUUCAAUUAGGUUUUUCCCACCACAUGGAAACUACAGACUAGAACAGCCUGGUCUGAAGUGUGAGUGAGACUAAACCAGACACACCACUGCACUAUAUGCAGUAUAUGCCACAGGUGCGGCAUAAACACUGGCCUCACUUACUUAGUUUUGGCCUAACUUCCCAGACAGAGCAAUAUGUUUAUUAAACGCGUAUUAAACGUUUUUUUAAGAUGUUUUUUCUUAAAAUUAUUAUUAUUAUUAUUGUUAUUAUCAUUAAGCUUGAGCAGAUACAGCACUGAGAUGUGCUCUAUGAAUGGAAUAACAUUCCAGGUAUAUUGGAAAUGUUUUUGUAUUUUGUGUCAUAAUUUAACUUUGUGUUAUUGUUGAUAAAGGCACACUAGAUGAGAAGAACAUUUCAAACUGGCUCUCCAUGUCACAAAGAGACAUGGAGAGCCCUGGUCCAGUGUGUAAGAAUUAGUGCCAUCUCAUGGUGAGACCGAGAAGUGCAACAAACGCACUAUUCCUCUGCUCGCCCUAACCAAGAUGUUUUUGGUUUGUAUUUUGAGCUUCCACUUCAAAACAAUGAGGUACAAGAGCAUCUAUGGGGCUUAUUCUAAUGCUACAAAAAUCCAACAACUUAUUUCAAAACAGUUAUACACUAUAUAUAUAUAUACACACCCACAUAUAUAUAUAUAUAUAUAAACCGUUGAAGAGUAAGAGCUGCAUCCAUCACAUGAGACUGGAAUGCACAAAGAUGCUAAAAUGGCAGUCGAUGCACCGGAGCCAGGUUCAUAGGGAAGACAGGAGAAACCGAGUAGAUAACCCUUGACAUAAGCCGGGUCACGGGGCCUGGGUCUCAGCAGUUUGCUGGAUGGUGUUAAUCAGUUGUGGGUCUUGGGGCAAGCAGAUUAGAGUGAGCUGCUUUGGUAGAUUAAAACUUCCCCACAUCUAGAGAUGAGGUCAGUAUAGAGUAGAAAAGGUCUACAGGAUCACUGACCUCACUGAGAGGUCAAAAAGUGAAGGAGGAGCAGAAGCAAUCACUGAGGUGAAGAAGGUGCAACUUAAACUAAUGUCUGGACACACAUACAAAACAAGUCCCAGAGGAAUAAGCUAUGUGAAUUUAAAACAUGAAUUAUAAACAGCUUAAUGAAAAUGUAAGUUUGCUAACUGACAAUAAUUCGAAUAUUGUAAAUAUUCUCUGAAUAAAAAAAAGACUGAUCUUU